Alternaria rosae is the source of this 1779-nucleotide messenger RNA. RefSeq lists its product as uncharacterized. The record is from RefSeq and is a predicted model, not a curated record. The transcript is spliced from 3 exons. Lineage: Eukaryota; Fungi; Ascomycota; Dothideomycetes; Pleosporales; Pleosporaceae. Bases 1 to 1779 code for a protein of 592 amino acids. Gene Ontology annotation, molecular function: S-adenosylmethionine-dependent methyltransferase activity.
AUGUUUCCAACAUUUGAUGUUCCUCCACAACAUGCCGAGACGGUAGGAGCUCGCAAAGCAAGAAGAGCAAAGGAAGACGAUACGACCAGAAGGUCUUUCUCGGCAACCUCACAGUCAUCCGGGAGCACACACAGCAGCAAGCGUCAAGAUGCAACAAGCUCGUCAGACUCCAGAUCAGGAGGAAAGAGUGGUAUCGGCGGUUGGUUCGGCAAGAACAAUAAGAAGGGCAUCCAGGAGAUUGCUCCACUGUCGACAUGUAAGGAGACACAACGUCCAAAAGAGCUGGCGAUAAAGCCAGAGCUGGAACUCGGACUUGACCAAGGACCGGCACCACCCACUGCUCCUCUGGAUGCACCACACCAAGUGUCUCGAAGGCCACAGUCACAGCGUUCUGAUCAAACAUCCCGAAAACUCCAGCCGCCACGCUUUCCACUCCCGCUACCUUGUCCUCCUCCGUCUGGUGCGCUGCCUCCAACACCAGGGAUGCUUAGCCCUGUUGGUCUACCAGACAGGAAGUCACAAUAUUCCACUAUUUCCCGCGCUUCAUCCAACCCAUCUAGCAUCGCACACUCCAAUCACAGUGUCUUUUCGGGCACUUCGGGGUACGAGACCGCCCUCUCGGACGAUGCUUUUGAUGACCCUCGCCCUUCUAAACCUUCCUCCAGGCUACAACCUGUCUCCCAACCCCCUUAUUUCGAGCCGGUUGAGCGUGGUUCGCGGACUGGCAGUAGACAAAGUCGUGAACAGGAUCAAGGUGUCAAACCCGCUCAAACGCUCUUCACACGCGCGCUGGCCAAGAUGGAGAAUGCCGGUACCCGCAUCAUGUCUGCUCGAUUAAGCGAAGAGUGGGAUGGCUUGGACGACGACGAAAGCUUCCAGGAGAUCAUGUUCGAGCAGCGGCUGUGGGCGCUAACCGCCUAUCAACGCUUGACGCAGAACAAACCCUUACAGUCGCCCGCGCAUGAGCUACUGAGUAGUAGUCAACCAACAGACCAGAGGAGGGUACUCCAAAUACAUGGUUCUCUGGCGGAUGGCUGGAUGCUCGCACACCAUUACCCUGCAGUGACCGUAUAUACACUCUCUACCACGAAAACCCAGCCAGCUACCACCUACCCUGCGCCUCUAAACCAUCAUACACUAUAUGUGCCUUCUCUGUCAUCGCCAACGCCGUUCCCCGAUAACUACUUCGACGCCGUUAUCUCGCGCUCUGUCGCGACUGUUCUUCGAAACGACGAUUGGGCUCGAUCUUUCUUUGACUGCAUGCGUGUGCUCAAGCCAGGUGGGCAGAUUGAGAUACUUUCAGUAGAUGCGCACAUGAGCUGCGAAGGGCCCAAAUUAUCAUCAUGGGUUGAUGAGCAUCUUUCCUGCCGAUUAGAAGCUCAUGGCGUGAGCAAGCAGGCUUCAGACACUGUCCUAGACACGCUGGAGAUAGUGGGCUUCGACAACAUUCGUCGCGCUCGCAUCGCGCUUCCAGCGCAUCCACCCAAGGUGGCAGCUAAGGUGGCGCCAUCUGCAUCACAUACUUUUGGUGCUGCCAUCCCGGCUCCCACGCCUCAAGAUACUCUAGAUACGACGAAGAUGAUGGCUUUUCUCGGCCGCCAUUUCUAUCAGGAUCUCUACAGCAGGUUCAUAGAUAUCCGACAGGGAGAUGAGUGGUUCUGGUCGGAUAAGGACAUCCGGGCGGAGUGUGAUUUCUACAAGACAAAGACGGUACUGACUAUUGCUUGUGGGCAAAAGUCUACAACUAUGUGCAAUAGCGGGAGUUAUCUAGAUGACUAG